Molecule: messenger RNA, 8744 nt
Organism: Mercenaria mercenaria
Lineage: Eukaryota; Metazoa; Mollusca; Bivalvia; Venerida; Veneridae
Product: cytospin-A-like
Biological process (GO): actin cytoskeleton organization
Cellular component (GO): microtubule organizing center; filamentous actin
Molecular function (GO): protein binding
Source: RefSeq, a predicted model, not a curated record
AUAAACAUAUUCACAUGAUGAUAAAGUCAUCAAAUUUGACAAAAAAUGAUUGUUCAAAAAUUAAUUUGACAACAUAAUAUUCUUUAUCAGUUAAAGAGCUGUUGUAAAAUGAUAAAGUCUUAGGGCAAUUUUUUAGUUUCUAUCAUUGAAAAUACAUUUAAGGCGUACAGUGUGUAAAAUAAAUAUAUACAACCGUAGGUAAAGAACAUAUUGAAAAAGAUUGAUGUGCGAAAUGAGGGGAAAAUGAGAAAAAUUAACGGCUUAGAUUGUAAAAGUGAUUUAUGAUCGUCAGAGAUAACAAAUGGCAAAAAAUAUACAAGAUUUGACAAAAGUUAUUCACUGAUAAAUGGAUUUUCGGUGAAGAAUAGACAUUAGCUGUCCGGCAGUGAUAGUAUUGAAUUGUUUGACACUUAACGAUGUAACAUUUUUUUGCUUUUAAAAAAAUAUUUUGAUUUUGGAUUGAUUAUUCAAACUGGAUAGGCUAAAAGCUUUGUUUGUACUUUUGGUUAGCAAUAUGUCAAGUUUCUGAUUUUAAACGGAGGACAGGAUUGGAAAUUUUUGUAAUUGAAGUUAAAAUUGCGUUGUUUUUUUCACCGGAUUAGAGGAUUUGAUAGUGAAGCUUCUGUGUGAAUAUUCGUGUAUACAUGUGUUCAUGCAUUCCAUUUUGAUACUAGUUCAAAGUUAUAACAUCCAGACUUUAUUGGAAAUGUAAAAAUCUUACUCUUGUAAGGAUGUAUACAUGUACAUAAAUUAUGUACAGAACAAUAAUUAUAUCAAUUAAAUAUUGAUAUGGUGGGUAAAUGUACCAGGCGGCUGUAAAAUCCACCUGAAAGCAUCAUCAGUGUUGUAUAUACACACUACGUUUAAUUAUUUGUUUGUGCACUUUUUUUACUAAUUUGGAUGAGAAUCAAAAGUUUCAGCAGACAUGGAAACACUGUCUGAUACGCAAGUAAUAAUAUUGAUGAUGUGUACAACACUUUAGUUCGUUGUUUGCAGAAAGGAUGGUUCAAAGUUGGCUAUAAUAUACAUUAUUUUCUGGAUAUAUUGGAAAUUUGGUACUCUGUAAAACCAUGCCGUUCAAACUGAGAAAGUUACUACGGUUACGCACAGAUGUCGACAGUAUGAGUUCUUCAUCGAAGAAGGAUGCUGUUACAGCUCGUAAUAAGCCUCCUUCUGGUAACAAGGUAGCAGCACCACCUACCAGCAUGAAGGAAUCCAAGUCAGACAACUCCGGUUUCACUACUCCUACUAAGAAGCAAGCACUGGCUGGAAAACCAAUGAACUCGCCUUUCGGAAAACCUGGCGUUGGAUCACCUUUAAACAGAAACUAUUUGAGUAAGAGUCACGAAAAUUUAACUACGCACCAAAAACAAAAAUUAGGGUCGUUGCAGACAAGACCGAAAUCAAGUCUUGGAUUACCGGAAGCAAAAAGGAAAGGUGCUAGUAAUAAAGAAAAUGUACAGAUUAAAGAUAAAGAAGGAUUUCUUAAACCAAAGCCGCUAAAGCCAAGUAUGACCAGUACACCAAUGAGGAAAGCAUCUAGUCAGCAACAGAUUGAUAAAAUGGGUACGGGACAAUCAACGAAAAGUUUGGCGAGUAGUUCAAGCAAAAUGAACAAUAUGAAACGGGCUCAUAGCACGCAAAAUGUCAGUAAAGAGAAGGCAGUGAAAAAGCGAACAUCGGCAACUCCUGAUGUGAUGGCAUACAAUGCAGAACUGUUAGCAAACUUUGAAAAAGAAAAGAAAAAUCAAGAUGCAAAAAUAUCUGAACUAAUUCAGUUAGCAGAGAGUCGGAAAAUGGACAUUGAAAAGUACAAAUAUGAGAUUAAGACGUUAAAGGAACAGACCCCUAGUCAUGAGUUAGAGGAAGAGGUACAGAUUUUACGAACUCAAAAUGCAGUAUUCAAAGAUCAGUUGAUAAAACUUGGAGUUCCGAUAGAGUCACAAAUAACGGACGCAGAGAAGCUUAGCCUGAUACAGAGUCAGAAAGAGGCGGAAUGUAUGAUUCAAACUAGUGCGAGUUGUGAUAGUAUGUCCACAGAUGGUCAUCCAAUCUCUAUGAUGCCAAUGGUGUUAGGGGCUGGUAUGAAACGUUCACCAUCCAUUACAAUGUCAGAGCCAGGUAUUUCGUUUGGAGAUUACUCUCGGAGCAACCCUGACCACUCAUCUCUAGAUAUACAUGGUAAAUGGGAAACCCGUAGUAAAAGCAGUGAUGCUUUGAGUGAUAUCUCUGUGGCAAAUCUUACAGAGCGAAUUCUUCAAAUGGAGGAAACUCACUACAGCACUAAUGAAGAACUUCAAGCAACUUUACAGGAAUUAGGCGAUCUGCAAGAUGCUGUUAAUGAACUUACUGAAGAAAAUGAAAGACUUGCAGACGAACGAUCAGUAUUAUUAGAAUCUCUUUGUACACAAACUGAAAAGCUAGAACAUUGUCGGACACAAAUAGAACAGUUAAAAUCUUUGUUGAUAAGUGGGGAAUUACCUGAUAAAUCGGAUAGAGAUCAGCAUUUGUUGGGACUUCUGAAAGGUGCUCAGGAUGAGAGGGAAGAAUUUCUAAGAAAACUUCAUGCAGCUGAAAGCGAUGCCAAAGUGUAUCGGAGUCACACAGAAGCAGUACGGGAAAAAUCACAGCUUCUGGAGGAUAAGAUCAGUGCUCUACGAUCAGAGAAAGAAAAUUUGGAGAAACAGCAGAUGGAAAUGAAAGAAACGCUCGCAAAUGAAAAAAUUGAAGUUGCUCAUUUUAAAACUCUUCUAGACAAUGAGAAAACUAAGGUGCAAGAGUUAGAAUCAUACUGUAAAGCUAAUGAUCAAAGUGAUUUAGAAGAGUUAUUGCAUAAUACUAGACAAGAGAAAGAUAAACUUGAAGAGAGACUUGCAGAUGUGCAAGAUGCUUUAGCUCAUAGUCAGAAUGAAGUUACAAAGUUGAAAGAUCAACUCAUUAUUAAGGAAGAAGAGGUUAAAGGGUUUAUUAAUAAUGCAAAGUCCCAGGUGAUUGUUAUGGAGUAUAAACUUGAGCUAGUCAAAAAAGAUAGAUAUGACUUCCCAAAAGAGCUGGAAAUUUUUCGUGAACAUAUCGCCAGUUUGAGCAAGAUUUGUGAUUAAUUUGAGGAGAGAAAAAAUUACACGGCUAAAAUACAAGAACUUCAAGGAGAGGUAAGUGUAAUGAGGCAGUUAAAGGAAGUUGCAGAGGCAGACUUGCAAGAAAUCAAACUGAAACAUGAAGCUGAAGCAGAAGAUUGGAAACAGUUUCAGAAAGAUCUGCAGUGUGCUGUUAGGGUAGCAAAUGAUUACAGAUCAGAGACAGAAGAAGAUGUAGAGAAACUGAAGUCAGAUAAUACAUCUUUGAAAGAAAAGUGCCAGUCCCUGCAAACAGAAAUUGACAAGUUAAAAAGUGAAAUUGAUGCAUAUAAGAUUCAAGAAAAAUCUGGGGCUUUUGGCACUCAGAAAUCAUCAAUUCUUUCAUCAGCUGAACUUAAAGGUAAAGUUAUAAGUACAAUGGAUAAAGAACUUUUAUAUUUACGCGAAGGAGGUCGAAGGAUAGGGGAGAAAACACAACAAACGCUUUCUGUCAAAAAUCUAAUCCGCUCUAUAGAGGAACAAGUGAAAAGUGGUUGCUCAUCAAUUCAUUCUAGUUCAUGUAGUUCGAGAAGAAAUUCUGAUUCGGAGUCUUCAUUGGUUGGCAUAAGAGAAUUUAAUGAAAUCAUGAAAUCCCCUUCAUCGCCUGUUGGUGAUCAAGGACUACUGUCUCCAGAAAAUGGUACAACUCCAUUACGCUCAGUUCUGAAACGUUCAACUGAACGUCCCUCUCCACUGCAGCGACACUCUAUGGGUGGUAUACCGUUUGAUGUAUCGAAUUCCCCGAGUGAAUCACCGAAGUCUGCUCCACCAAUCUCGAGAAAUGACACUCCAACAUCUCUGACAGCCAUUCUGUCAAGUAGGACGCCUUCUAGACGCAGCAGUGGAGUAAAUAGUCUUGAGCCAGGAGCCAGUGACAGGAAGGAGAGUAGUACCAAGGACCCAUUAGCGGGUCUCGCCAAGUCUUUCAAAGGAUCAAAACGUAAUGCAUUGCUCAAAUGGUGCCAGCAAAAGACAAUCACUUACAGUAAUGUUGAUGUGACCAACUUCAGCAGCAGUUGGAAUGAUGGACUCGCAUUCUGUGCCCUGAUACACAGUUACCUACCAGACAAGAUACCAUAUGGUGAACUCACUUCAGAUGACAAGAGGAGAAAUUUUACAUUAGCAUUUAAUGCUGCAGAAACUGUGGGAAUCCAUUCAAACUUGAACAUCAAUGAUAUGGUAGCCAUGGAGCGACCUGACUGGCAAGCCGUGUUCACCUACGUUACAGCUAUCUACAAACAUUUCGAGGUUGAUAACAAGGGAUCAGGUUGAUUGCAGCUACGACAGACAGGCAGUGUUAUCCAUUCUUACAUUACAGAGAUAUAAAAAUAUUUCAUGAUGAAUAAUUGACAAAUAUACAGCUUAUUGCACUAAAGAACUAAGAUCCCCCUUCAAUAUCUGCACAAACAACUGACAGUUGUGUAAUACCUGACAGUUUUGGUGAAAAAUUUGAAUUUCUUCGUUCACAUGGAUUUUGAUCUAAAAUGUUCACGUAUUCAUAUGAUAUGUGAUUUGGUGUUUGCUUUCUAACAACUGCAGUUUUGCUUUGCGAGUCUCUUACUGAUCAUUCUUGCCGUCCUUUCAGUAGGGAUGGUUACUUCUAGAUUAUUUUGAAGGCAGCUUUUUCUAUGUGGUAGAACUUAUUAUGCCAGAUAGGAUCCUAAUGGAGGUUUAUGUAAUUGUUUUUGUAAUUUUGUUUGUUUAGGUAGGUUUACAAGCAGUUAAUAGUUGAAAUCCAGAUGCAUUGAACUUGCUUUUUUUCACUGGUGUGCAAACACAGUCAUGUUGUAGAGCUGUUGAAAUUUUGUUAAUUUGUGGUGUAAAUCUCUCAUAACUAUUACUGUCAACAUGAAAUUUUAUCUGUAAAUACGAAUAAGCAUUUCAGCAUUAACUGGAAAAAUAACUAUUUAUAGCCAUUCAGAAAUAGAUAGAUUUCGUUCAGGAUAGCUUAAAGCAUGAUAGAUAUACCAGUACCAACUACAUUUGUAUUUAUAACAUUGAGCCUUUUCACUGUAGGGUCAGAUUUUGCUUGAUUUAUUACACACCUGUUGAUUUUCUAUUUUAGUGCAUUGUAAAAUCUGUUUUAUUCUUUAACCUGUGUGUCUGUUUAAUUUUAUAAUGAUGGUUGUAUGCAACGACUCCUACAUAUUGUUUAUGAUGUAAAAGUUACAAAAUAAUGAAAGUCAAUGUGCUUCAAAAUUGUCUGUGGGGAAAAAAGUGAAUGAAUGAGUUGGUUUCUGUGGCAUUUUGUGACUCAGUAGGUCAUACCAUGCUGGAACAAAGCUGGAAAUAGAUUAAAUAAGUAAGGCAGAUUUCUUACGUACUAACAAUGCUAGUCCGUUAAAUUCAGGGUUUAGUCCAUUUUUGUUAUAAAUAGUUUUAUCUGAAAAACCAUGGAGCUGGUUUAGACUCAGAAAACUCAUAUGUAUAUUAUAUAUAUAUUUUAAUCUUUUAUCAGAUACAAAAAAAGGACAUUAUUAAAGUGCUCACAAAAUCAGUUUAUUUUUAAUAGUAAAUUUACAAUAUUUAAAAAAAAAACACCAAGUUAUUUGGUGUAACAUGUUCACAGUAAAUCUCUGAAAGUGUAAAUAUAUGAAUUACUUACCUGCUGUAGCAUAAUUAUGUUUUCUAAGAGAAAGAGAAGAGAUGGCAUUGCAUAAUCAUUAGUUUGUUUCCAUUUGAUAGGGGCACAUAAAAAAUUCAAAGUUUUUUUUUUAGGAUAUUGUGGUAAAAAAAAAAAACUGUACCAAAAGGCAUAAAUCAGUAUUAAUUUAGUGGAUAUUAAUAAGUUAUUAGCUUUGUAUCGGGAAAUAUGCAUGAGUUCUGUAGCGAAAAAUAUUGUGCGACUUUAGGAAUUAAAUAUUCUUCCGUGGAAAAAGGAGUGCAUAUUUCUCGAUGCAGAGAUAAUAACCUUCUUAUUACAUACAUAUCUACACGCAUAAAUGUCAUGUAAACAUUAUGAAUGUUCAGUAGCCUGAAUAUGAUUGACAAUACUGAACUAAAUAAAAGAAAAAAUGCAACAACACACAUUAAAUUACAUCAAACACCUGAUAUGAAAUUCAGGCGUGGGUGUAUGGAAAAAUAUUGAUGUUUCCAUAGUAACUUACUGGGGAAUAGAAACGAGUAUGUAAUAAAUAAUGAGUAUAGCAGGGAGCAUGUCUGUUUGAUCCACCUUUUCUGUAAUAAGUUUUUUCCCUGAUUUCUUGUUCAGUAAAACAAUGCCAUAGAUAUUAUAUAUUAUCAUUCUUAAAAAACUCUUGAGGGUAAAAGUAGAAACUUUUUAAAUAUUCAAAUUAGCUUGAUUAGUUUUAAAUUUUGAAUUUAUUGCCAAAUAAAUAUUUUUUUGUUGUAAUUUCAGCCAUCUAUUGACACCAACAAGCUAAAAAAACAAGCAUUUUUGACUUUAUUUGAAAAUAGAUUGAAAUAAAAUUUUACGGCUGCCUUGGUUAGCAAAAAAAAGUAAUGUUUCCGGGAUCAGUUUUGUAAAAUUCUUUUUGAAAUUCUGAUUUUUUCCAAUUUUUGCAGUUGGAGAAAUGCAUUUUUGGUCAAAAGAUUUACUUUAUUAAAUAUAUUUUAGAAAUUCAAAAAGAUACAUCGCCCGUUUGAAUGAUAUAUUUUAUAUCGGGGAUCUUGCAAGGUAAAGCCUUUCACAGUUUAAGUGGAUCAGACAAACAGUAAAUUAAAUUUCUUUUUAUUUGCUUGACUGAUUAAAGAAUAGGUAAAGCUAUUUUACUCUCUCAUUCGUCACAUCCUUGUCCCAGUUUGGUUAUGUUUUGUAUGUAAGGUGGAAUCUCAGAAACAUGUGAUGCUCUGACAUGCAGUACACAGGUUCAGUUACCAUGUUUUGCAGGUUUACAAAGUUAUCUCCUUUUUCGACUUAAUAGUUUGGUUAAGGAACUUUACACACUUGUCCACUACAAUGAUCUGAGAUGCAGUGCAUAGGCCUCAUAACUUGUUUUUUUCUUUUUAACUAAGUUAUGCCUCUUAUUCAACUUUGCAACAGUUUGGUGUAAACAAUUUUAUAAUUCAGCACCAUAAGAGGGGGAAAUUCAAUGACUCAAAACUGUUGCCCCCAUUGUACUUGUUUAUGUCUAUGUUUUCAUUAUUUUUAGUAACAAGACUUUCGAAAAGUUGAGCUCUUGUUCAUUGCUACUUAGAGGAACUCUUUUACAUAUUACACAAGUGCUUUGUAAAUAUCUAUUGUUUAGAACUCACUGAAACACUUCUUUCAUAUUUUUUGUUUACAAUUUCUAAUUAAUGAAGAAGAUGCCCUAAAUUUAGAGGUGUACCCCUUCAGACAUAUGAAAAUCAGUAACAGAUGUUGCACAGAACUAUGAUCAGUAUUACUGAAACAGCAUAAUUUUUUGUCAAUGUAUUACUUACUACUCUGAAGUGUAUGGCUUACUGCUAGUCAGCUGUAGUAAAAUAUUAAUUGUUUUUUAUUUAAAGGGAGAGGAAGAUUGUUCUAAUGUUGUUUCUUAUGAGAUGUCUUCUUGUUUCUUUUAAGGGAGUGAAAGAAUUUUCAAAAUCAACAUAAAAAUGAAAGAGUUACGAGUAUUUCAGUAUUUGAUUUUAAAAAGGCAGCCAUUUUGUUUCCAUGGUAACAUUAAUUAGCCCCUUUUUAUUCAUUUUUAGAUUUUUAUUUGAACAGUAUUUCCUUAAUUCUGUAAAACAGUUUCUAUACUUUUUCCAACUAGAACAAAAGAAAUUGUCAUGCUUUACAUCUUAAACUUAAAAACCUUUAGAAGUUUAUCUAAUUAAAAUGGUAUAUUUUGAAUGUAUUAUCCAGCAGUGUCUAAAUGAUGCCAUUAACACACUUGACUGGCUGCCUCCAUGAUAAGCCAUUUUUUAAAAUUUCUGACUAUCCUAUCUCCUUCAAUUGUGAUCUGAUUUUAAAUAUUAUUUUAUUGUGAAAGGCUUGAAGAUGGCCUUCUUAUAAAAUCAAGUUAUUAAUUGGCUUUCCUUCCCCUUUGAUACAAAUGUUUAGUUUGUUACCUUGCAUGAAUAAACUGACAACAGUUACUGACAGAACAGAAAGACAGCUUAAAGGGACUUGCCUCAAGAUUAAAAAAAAAGAAGUGAUUGUGAGAAAAGAACUUUUUUAUAUUAGUAAAUUGUUAACAUAAAGUGAUACCAGUCUAAUAGUAAAGGUUUUGACUGUAUUUUAUUCUGUGCAGAGAAAAUAUAAACUUGAUCCAUAUUCAUGUAUGAUUUUUAGUACUCUACCAUAGUGUACAUCUGUUUUGGAAAUUAUGUUUUGAUACUGAUCUUGAAGCAAGUCCAUUUAAUUCUAUUUAGUUUAUUGUGAAGUCUCGUGAAUAUAGAAAGAAGAGAUUAUUAAGUAGUCAGUGUACAUUCUUUAUUUGUCUUUUAUGGAAAGUAAACUUUUCUUUUGUGUCAGCUGUAGUUUUACUGGGGUAGCAGAAUUCCUGAAAUUUGUUUUGCCAACCUCCAGAACAGUGUGUAUGUAUUAUGUGUUUUAAGUGCAAUAUACUCAAAAUCAGUUUUAUUCACGUCCAUUUCUUUCUCAUUUCUGGCAUAAUCAUUUUGUGUUUUUUUUAAUGUAUUUUGUCUUAUGUGUGUUGCAUUUCUUUCUAUUGAUAAUACAUAUUAAAAAGAUGCAUGUGA